UAUGGCUACCUCUAAACAAGCAGUUGGCUAUGAGUGCAAAAUCAUUUCUUUAAUUAACAAAGAAUACUUUUGCAAGCAGUGUAAACAUUUAGCCAGAGAGGCUAACACUUCAAAAUGCUGCAAAAAAACAUUCUGCAAAGAGUGCAUUGAAACUAUCAUUCGAGAGAAAGAGGUUUGUCCCAGCUGCAACCAAAAAAUUCCAGGUUCAGAACCUCAAAAAGAUUAUCAAGCCGAUAUUUUGGCGCUAAAAGUUUGCUGCUCAAAGGGACAUCUAGAUGAUACUCAACAUAGCAGCUACUCAUGUGAGUACAUGUCGAUCAUGUUUAAGUGUAUGUUUCCACGCUGCUAUAAGAAAGUUCAAGGCUGCGAAUGGACUGGCGAACUUAAAGACCUCGAUGACCACACUACGGGAAAUUGUGCCUAUGUCAAUGUGGACUGCCCUAAAGGUUGCGGGAAGAAAGUUCAGAAACGCAAUGUGGAAACACAUUGCGCCAAAGAAUGCCAGAAAACAAAAUAUGCAGCAGAUAAUGACAAUCUGUCUUCGCACGAAAACGUUUCUGAUGAAUCAGAGUCAGUGGAUAGUAACGAAGAAAUUCAAAAGCCUCAGAAUGAAGAGACAGACAUGCCGCCCAAGACCGGUCACGGAGACAAAGAUGUGGACUGCCCUAGCGAAGGAAUAAUAUGCACAAGAUAUGCAAACACUUUGUCAGAUGAUGGUGAUGACAUUAGCAAUGUGUCUUCGUUCGAAUUCUCCAGAUACGGGUCAGAUGAUGACAAGCUGUCUUUGCACGAAAAUCUUUCUGAUGAAUUAGAGUCAGUGGAUAGUAACGAAGAAAUUCAAAAGCCUCAGAAUGAAGAGACAGACAUGCCGCCCAAGACCGGUCACGGAGACAAAGAUCAACAGACUGAACUGCAGCCAGCAAUUUUAGAAACAGAACAUCAGUCGCACAACACUGACCAAUCAAGGUAUGGUGCAACACCAUCCGAAAUUGUAUUUUGCAAUUAUCAAAAGCACAAGAAUGAAAAGAAGAGCAUCCUGAGUCCAUAUUUGGAAGUACAUGUAGACCAUCCUCUUAAAAAGUGUGUUCGGUAUCACUUGACGCUAUAUCCAAAUGGAACAGAGGAAGGAACUGACUCUCAUCUGUCCCUAAAGGUAUCUCUAUCCCCAGACUGUGAAGUCCAGCUCACCAGCCUAAAAAUCACCAUACAGCUACUGAACCAGCACGACCCGGUAGAUCUAAACCACUUUAGAAGGGUUAUGUCAUUCGGAUCAGCGAAAGAGUCUGGGUUGGAAUAUGACAUGCCAGAUAUCAAAUUUAUCCCCCUAGCUGAUUUGGAAUUGAAUGAAAACAAACGAACUCGGUACUUGAAAGAUGACUGUCUCAAGUUCAGAGUAGAAAAAGCAAAAAUGACAUGCAUCAUGGCGAAAAAGAUCUGAGUCCUAACUCUUGCAUGUACAAAUGUAGAGCAAAAUUAUACACAUUUUGUAUAAUUUUAUAUAGUUUACACAUUAUGACAACAGUGUACGAUACAUGACAGCAGUUAGACAUGUUGCUUGUCAAGGAAAGGUCAA
Halichondria panicea is the source of this 1573-nucleotide messenger RNA. RefSeq lists its product as uncharacterized. Lineage: Eukaryota; Metazoa; Porifera; Demospongiae; Suberitida; Halichondriidae. Gene Ontology annotation, molecular function: protein binding; zinc ion binding. The record is from RefSeq and is a predicted model, not a curated record. The coding region runs from base 2 to 1438 and encodes 478 amino acids. The transcript has a single exon.